Molecule: messenger RNA, 603 nt
Organism: Prunus armeniaca (apricot)
Lineage: Eukaryota; Viridiplantae; Streptophyta; Magnoliopsida; Rosales; Rosaceae
Source: the annotation of a GenBank genome assembly
AUGUUCCCUAAACCACAACCAUACCCGACUAAACAAAUGAUGUUGAAUGCCGUCAUGUUUCGUCUUUAUAAUCCAUCAUUUCACAAUGUUGUGGCCGUCGCCUAUAACAUGGCCAGGGCAUCGAACAUGGGACCUUUUCCAAAUAAAAGAAUGGGGGAUUCUGCCCUAGACUACCUGCGUGGUGUUUUUGAUCCCUAUGAUCUUGCUACUCAAUGCCAGAUUUUAAAUGAGAAGACGGAGAAUGUUUUGAGCCGUUUGAAUCUAAAUAAUGAUCAGCAGGAGGCAGAGGAUGUGCCUGCUGAUGAGAGGACUAUUUUCUUGACAUUUUCUAAGGGUUAUCCCAUUUCUAAAGUUGAAGUCAGAGAGUUCUCUAGGAAAUGUGGAGUCUUUAUUGAUGGUGUCUUUAUGCAAGAAGUGCCUGCUGAUAAGCAACCAUUGUAUGCGCAUCUUGUGGUUCGUUCUACUUCCUCCAUUCUAAUGUUCUUAAAGGGAAAAACAAGGCCAAAUUCUUCAUCAAUGGGAAGCAUGUUUGGGCAAGGAAAUACGUGCGUAAAUCAAAAUCACCAGCAAAACCAAGUUCACUUGCAACUUCAAUUUAAGUAA